This is a messenger RNA of Cuscuta epithymum, 1609 nucleotides long. The record is from the annotation of a GenBank genome assembly. NCBI's taxonomy places the organism in Eukaryota, Viridiplantae, Streptophyta, Magnoliopsida, Solanales, Convolvulaceae.
UAUAAACAAGUCACGGGAAACGGUUUAUUCAGUUUAUACGAGACGGCGCGGCAAUACGUUGUCCCAUAAGCGACACGCCCAAAGUACGAUUACCUCGCGGGGAUGAAGGUUGAAUCUUCCACGAAGCCCUGAAAUCGAAGGUGUUUCUUGUUGGUCAUUCAAUCUAUUUCUUGAUCUUUAAUCUCUCUAGGCUUUCUGUUGAAUUCUAUAGAGGAUCUUUUUAGUACGCUUGGGUUUAAUACAUAUCAUGUUGAGUUCGAUACCGAAUCUUAAGUGAGUUAAUUCUACAAUUCUCGACGAACCCUUGAUUUGUGGCUCUCGCGAACAGUCUUCCUCUUUCCCUGAAGAUGCUUAUCAGAAUUAUUGAUUCCGAUUGUUUGGGUAGUUAAUAGAGUUUUGAUAGUGUUAAACAACCUGUAUUUGCAAUGUGAUUUUCAACUUACUUUUUUGAAUUGGUUUCGUUUUCCAAUGGUUUUCUUUGAAGAACAUGAAAUUGCUCACCACAUGUAUGCUCUGUUUUCGAUUAAAAGAUGGAAGAGUUUCUUUUUGCAUUGAGUAAUAAACUAGAAAACACACUCCUCCGUCCCAGAAAAUUCUUCCCACGGCCCAAAAAGGAAAGUGGAAAUCGCAUAAAAGAACGUUUUUAGUAAGCAAACAAGAAAUGGUGAUGACUUCAGAGGCCUACAACUUAAGAUCAAGAACAAUCUACAAGGCACAGAUCAGGGCUUCCAAAACCAAAAGCUGUAGCAGAUCUGUUCGGGCGAAGGAACCUGCUAGGCCUAGGAGGAAACCUGUCAAGUACGACGGAGGUUAUGGUCCGCCAUUGACUCAGUGGUCAGCCAAGGAUCUAGAAAUCAUGGAUAGGCGUGACCGGCGUCUUGCUGAGCUAGCACUUGACUACUACCAUAACUCAUGUAAGGAUGGAGUCACCUAUGAGGUGGUGGAGGUAAAGAAAAGCACGCAAUUCAAACUACCCGACACGAGAGAGUAUUUAAAGGCUCAUACCAACUUCACUGCCAAGCCCAAAAACUCAAAUGGACCCACAAUGCUCUUCUUCGUUGAGAUAUCUUUUCCAAAUAAAAUUUGCAAACCCCUGGAAGCCUCUACUACUACUGUUUACGGUUGCUACAUGCUUGGCACUGUUGGUGAAGUUGAUACAGGUCUUAAUGGCUGCCUCGCAUGUCGUGGAUCGGGUCUUCAUCACCCUCAUGAUGAUGGAGACUUUGAUAUUGGUUAUGAGGCUUAUCGCAUUUGGUAGUUAGUGCAUGGGCUGCUAUCACAUAGUAGUGAUUAAUCUUCAAUUGUGUGAUUCUCUUAAUUUGUAAAACUAUCCUUAUCAAUCUAUUUACUCCACUAUCUUCUUAGUUACAAUGAUAGUUCAGGAGGAAGUCCAAAUAGUUAAGUCUCCAUCUUCUCACCACAAUCUGUGAAGUUAAAACAGUUCAAUGUAGUUGCAAAAAAUAACUUCAUGUCCAGAAAAGGUACACAUCUUCCAAAAUAUGUUAACUUGUUUAUGUUUGAUUAUGAUAUAAUCAUCAUCAAUUGUGAGUAUCUGAUAAGAAUGGACGCCGUCUUCAUUCAUUUCGUUUCAGAAGCUUCUGAAUUAAAU